UUGCUUUGAGAGAUUCUGUGUGUCACACUGAAACAGCCCCAACUCCCAAAAGCUCCUCCGCCCACAUAAUCCGCCGCCGCCGCCUCAAUUAGCUAUCGGUGCUUUCUCUAUCUUCUCAUUUCAUCUCAUCUCGCAAAUUCCGCGACAACAAUGCUCGCAAAUUCCAAUUCCGCCGCCGCCGCAAAGCCGCAGCUAGUUUCCCGCGCCCGAUCCCUCUACGCCGCGCGCCGGCCAUGGAGCCUGCUCCUCGACGUCUCCUCUCUCUCCCUCCCCUACAGCUACGCCGAGGCCACGUCUCGAAUCCGCCACAAUUUGAACUACUUCCGCGUCAAUUACGCCCUAAUCGCCCUAAUCAUCCUCUUCUGCGGCCUCGUCUACCACCCGCUCUCCAUGAUCGUCUUCCUCGUGGUGUUCAUGGCCUGGCUGUGGCUCUACCUGUGCCGCGAGGAUCCGGUGAUCGCUCUAGGCAGAGUUGUGGAUGAUCGCGUGGUUCUGGUGGCGCUGGCGGUGGUGACUGUGGUGGCGCUGGCGUUGACUCACGUCGGAUUCAAUGUGCUCGUCGCGCUGAUUGUGGCGCUGGUGGUGUGCGCCGCCCACGCUGCCUUGAGAGGCACGGAGGAUUUGUUUUUGGACGAGAGCGACGCGGCGGAGGGCGGCCUGCUCUCGGUUGUGCGUUGAGCCCUAGAUUUUGAGCCAAUUUUAUUGUUCUAUGUAGUUUGUAUACCCUGUUCUACUUCCAUCCAAUUCAUAUUCAUAUCUUUCUUCUUU
Salvia hispanica is the source of this 768-nucleotide messenger RNA. RefSeq names its product PRA1 family protein E-like. Lineage: Eukaryota; Viridiplantae; Streptophyta; Magnoliopsida; Lamiales; Lamiaceae. Gene Ontology annotation, cellular component: endoplasmic reticulum; Golgi apparatus. The record is from RefSeq and is a predicted model, not a curated record. Gene Ontology annotation, biological process: vesicle-mediated transport.